AUGACAAAAUCUAAUUCAGCAAAAAAUGAUGUGGUUCUUCUGCCUAAUCUUUAUCAUGAAGAAUAUUGGACAGGUACAAGUUUCCAAAACUGGUCAGUUGAAUCGUUUGAUAUAUUUUGGAUUCAGAAAAACCUGAGUCUAUAUAGAAGACAGGAUCUAGCACAUUCUGCACUGGGCAACGAAUUGGCAAUUCUUGUCAGAGCAUCUGAUAAAAGAAUAGUGGAUAAGGCAUACUUGUUGAAGAAACAACUUAAUUUUAAGAAUGAAUCAUCACAGAUUAACAAGAUUAUUUGGGAAAGAAGCAAAGAUAUAGCAGAGUCUCAAAUACAUUUAACAUUAAGCGAACUGCAAACCAAGACAAAUAUUGAAAUGUCCCUGAUUGAGGAAAUCAACAGCUCCAAAAGAAAAAUAUGUCACUUUAAAGACCACGUUUUGGAGCAAACAAAUGGUAAAUGCCAAAAGAUGGAGUAUCACAAGAAUGAGGAAAAUCAAGGUGAUGAAUAUAGUGAUUUACAUGUACCAUCUAGUCCAACACCAUUCCCAUCACUGCAGUUAUUAAAAGAAUAUUCAAUUGCACAAUCAUCUUACUCUUCAAGAUUGUGCUUUAUACUCAAAAGCGGAACAAUUGUAAAAGAUCUUCUGGAUGGUAUACCUCACAAUAGUUUCUGGAACUGGAAUCAUCUAAUUCUUGAUAAAAGUAAUGGUUGGCUUUUAAAUGGAUAUAUGAAAUUAGAAGACUUUGAGGAGUUGGUGGAAAUUUGUUACUCUCAUGGUGCUGUGGAACUGCCAAUAGAAUUAAAAAUCUUAACAAUCCAUACUUUUAUCAAAAGAAAUGGAUCUUAUCAACUGUUGAUAAUUGCUGGUUCAUCUUCUGAAAGUUCAUUGUUUGCAUUACAUGAAGUUGAUGCAAAUUUACGUGCAAAGCAACCAGAUAUUUACUUUCAUGAUGACAUUCUCAAAGUCGAGCCUGGAAAUGUAGAGAUUGCAAAGGAUGGUGUAAUACAAGAUAUAGUUAAAUAUGAUCUUGACACAAACAAGAGCCUUUGGGAAAAUAUAUAUGAAAUCUAUUAUAC
Messenger RNA from Entrophospora candida, 1073 nucleotides. NCBI's taxonomy places the organism in Eukaryota, Fungi, Glomeromycota, Glomeromycetes, Entrophosporales, Entrophosporaceae. The record is from the annotation of a GenBank genome assembly.